AUGGUUAUCGUUUCGACGGCAAGCCGCUAUGCGAUCAUCACUGGAUUUGUAACUUCUAUUGAUGGAUCAUCGGUUGUCCUUUCAUCAGAUCACUCACUCUCAACCACGGAAAAGAAUGAACAUUUUGAUGUUGAUCGACUUGAGUCAAUGGGAACUCACGCAAUGAGUCUCGCUUCGGUGGCUUCCUUUAUGAGCGAUGAUGUUGAACGAACUAAACUUCGGCGGCUUGUUAUCGACCUCGACGAGCCGCAUUUCGAUAAAAUCCCAAAGAGCAUGGUUGAAAAAGUGAGUUCGCUGAUAAAAGGAUUAAAUAAAGAGCAAGCUCGGGCAGUUGUUCGCUCAUUGGUCGCCAAAGAUUAUGCAUUGAUUCAAGGACUUCCAGGAGCUGGUAAAAGUACGACGCUUUCUUGUGUUAUUCGCUGUUUUCUGAAGCUCGGACAAACGGUUUUGGUCACCUCACAUACACAUUCAGCUGUUGACAAUCUUUUCGAAAAGUUUAUGAAUGAUGUACCAGAAGAAGAUUUACUACGGAUUGGUAAUAUGUAUGCUGUUAAAGAAAAGCUUGCUCAUCUGACAAUUGAAGCAAAACUUGUGAAGAUUAAAGAGGAUCGUUUUCAUGCAAUGAAGCAAAUCUUGAAUUCUGUGAAAGUGGUUGGUGCAACAUGCCUAUCAGUGAACUCACAUCCACUUUUCUCGUUUCGUCGCUUCGAUGUUUGUUUGGUAGACGAGGCUUCACUUGCCGUCGAGUCCUCAUUGUUAUCAGCACUAUCGGUAUGCUCAAAGUUUGUACUCGUCGGUGAUGCCAAACAAUUGGCCCCAUUAGUUCAGAGUCGAGAAGCAAAGGAACUUGGAAUGGGCAUCUCGUUAUUCGAAAAGCUGCAAAAAAAUACCACUGCUCUAACCAGUCUCAACUCUCAGUAUCGGAUGAAUGAAAAAGUUGCCGGCUUUUCAUCAACACUUUUCUAUUCGGGAACUCUAGUUUGUGCGAAUGAAUCGAUAGCCAAAGAAUGCAUCAAAAUCAACUCCACUGAAAAGCCGCUGUCCCGAAUUUACUCUCCCGAACUGGAACAUUCUGUGGUGUUUAUGGAUACGCAUUCCGAGAGCUCUCCGGAGUCUCAGAUGAGCUCUCAAAAAGGGUCCUCUGCAACCUAUAACAAUUUCGAGGCUACUCAAAUUAAUCAGAUUUGCAACAAAUUUGUACGGUUGGGUAUUAACCCGGUGGAUAUUGGAGUGGUUUGCACGUACAGAAGACAAGUCGACGUGAUUAGAGACAUACUCGAUGAGAAAUAUGUUGAAGUGAACACGGUAGAUCAGUUUCAAGGGCGUGAUAAAUCGAUUAUCAUCUGGAGUCUUGUUUGGACGAAUUCGGACUCGAGAUGCGAACUUUUGCAUGAUGAGCGCCGUGUGAAUGUCGCGUUGACUCGAGCAAAACACAAGUUAAUCCUGGUUGGGUGUCACUCCUCGAUGCAACUCGUCUCUCCAAUUAUGUGCAGUCUUCUUAAACUAAUUCCUUCAUCGGAUGUCGUCUCUAUUGAUUCUAUU
Mesorhabditis belari is the source of this 1542-nucleotide messenger RNA. Lineage: Eukaryota; Metazoa; Nematoda; Chromadorea; Rhabditida; Rhabditidae. The record is from the annotation of a GenBank genome assembly.